CAUUACAAUUUCAGCAGCUGUAACUUGAUUUCACUGAAAAGAGGAGGCAAUACAGCUUUUGUAUGGUACAGUACUUAUAUCAUCCUUUUGAUUUAAAAAAUAUGUGUUAUACAUAAAAAUAAAACAAAUAUGACAUAUAAAGUAAAACAUUUCAAAGUCAAAAAUCCACCUAUAUAUAAACAGACUUGUUCUUGUUCUCGCCUCUAGGUGACGCUGUGGACAACAUGAGUUUUUAUAAACACUUGCACGUGCUGUGAGUAUCUAAAUUUGUUGUUGCAUCCUCCCAAUAAAUUAAAAAGAAACGCCGGUUUUGGGGGAGAAAAUUUAUAAUUCGACGGAAACGCAUUCUACAAAAUUAAUAAAGAAACAGCAAAAAGCUUGAAUGAACCCAAAGAACGCAUGAACGCAAAAUGAACAGCCUCUGGAUGGGCAACCUGGAGCCCUACAUGGAUGAAGAGUUUAUCCUCAGAGCUUUUGCUCAAAUGGGAGAAACAGUGCUGAAAGUCAGACUGAUCCGAGACAAAAUAACAGGGCAAAAUGCAGGCUAUGGCUUCGUGGAGCUGAUGGAUGAAACCUCAGUAGAGAGAUGUCUCCGGAAAGUGAACGGAAAACCUUUGCCUUUCGCCGCUCCUCCCAAGAGGUUCAAGUUGAGUCGUGCCACUUACAGCAAACAAGGUGAAAGCUGCUCGACUUUCUCCCUCUUCGUCUCGGACCUCACCCCAGACGUGGACGACGGCAUGUUGUACGAGUUCUUUCAUUAUCAUUUUCCCUCCUGCUGCAGUGGGAAGAUCGUUCUGGACAGCGGGGGAUACUCCAAGUGCUGUGGCUUCGUGAGCUUCGAGAGCGAGAGGGAGCAGAAGCGGGCUCUGGCUGAACUCCAGGGUGUUUCGGGACUCGGGAGGAAACCUUUACGCCUCAGUCUGGCUACGAAGAAGCUGAAUAAGAAAGAGUCGCCCGAGCACCAAAAUUGCCAGUUCCAUGCAGAAAGCUACAACAGCCAUAUCUUGUAUCUGAACCAGUAUUAUUACCCACAGUCUACAUAUGACUGGAGCUAUGAUUACAGCUACACUGAUCCUUCACAGAGCAUCGCACAGGUUGAAGAGAUGGUUGAAGAUGAUGGCCUAGAGUAUCCAGACUGUGAGAUAAAUGUGAUGGAGGUCAAUGAGAGGUUUAUGGAGCGCAGUGAGGAGCUGUACAGUGCUCUGAUGGGGUGUUUCUUCCAGCCCCCCGAGUCCUGGGACGGGGUCACCUGUAGCGGGACAUGUUUCCUCCCAGAGCCAGUUUAUCAGUAUGAGGAGAUGGACUGAGAACAUGUGCUCUCCUCUGAUCAUAUACUAUUUGUUUAUAUCACAAAGAACCCAGUGUUAAGUAACUGAGGGUGAACUAAAAAUAGUAACAUUAGUUUUUUUUUUUCUU
Molecule: messenger RNA, 1416 nt
Organism: Carassius auratus (goldfish)
Lineage: Eukaryota; Metazoa; Chordata; Actinopteri; Cypriniformes; Cyprinidae
Gene: trnau1apa
Product: tRNA selenocysteine 1 associated protein 1a
Exons: 9
Coding region: 411-1307 (298 amino acids)
Biological process (GO): selenocysteine incorporation
Cellular component (GO): nucleus
Molecular function (GO): tRNA binding
Source: RefSeq, a predicted model, not a curated record